Messenger RNA from Orycteropus afer afer, 879 nucleotides. RefSeq names its product insulin like growth factor binding protein 3 (gene IGFBP3). NCBI's taxonomy places the organism in Eukaryota, Metazoa, Chordata, Mammalia, Tubulidentata, Orycteropodidae. The record is from RefSeq and is a predicted model, not a curated record. The transcript is spliced from 4 exons. Gene Ontology annotation, cellular component: extracellular region. Gene Ontology annotation, biological process: regulation of insulin-like growth factor receptor signaling pathway. Bases 1 to 879 code for a protein of 292 amino acids. Gene Ontology annotation, molecular function: insulin-like growth factor I binding; insulin-like growth factor II binding; fibronectin binding.
AUGGAGCGGGCGCACCAGCUCUGGUCCGUGGCGCUGGCCGCGCUGGCGCUGCUGAGCGGGCCACUGGCUACGCGAGCCACCGCGGGCGCGGCGGGGGCGGGCCCCGUGGUGCGCUGCGAGCCGUGCGAUGGGCGCGCGCUGCAGCAGUGCGCGCCGCCGCCCACCGCGCCCGCGUGCGCCGAACUGGUGCGCGAGCCAGGCUGCGGCUGCUGCAUGACUUGCGCGUUACAUGAGGGCCAGCCGUGCGGAGUGUACACCGAGCGCUGCGGUUCUGGCUUGCGCUGCCAACCGCCACCCCAUGAGCCGCGUCCGCUGCAGGCGCUGCUGGAUGGACGCGGGCUGUGCACCAACGGCAGCGCCGCGGAUCGCCUGCGUGCCUACCUGCUGCACGGACCGCCCACAUCAGGAAAUGCCAGUGACUCAGAAGAAGAACACAAUGCAGGGAGCACGGAAAACCAGGCACUUCCCAGCACACAUCGGGUGCUGGACUCCAAAUUCCAUCCCCUCCACACCAAGAUGGAUGUCAUCAAGAAGGGACAUGCCAAGGACAGCCAGCGCUACAAAGUGGAAUAUGAGUCUCAGAGCACAGACACCCAGAACUUCUCCUCUGAGUCCAAACAGGAAACAGAAUAUGGCCCUUGCCGCAGGGAAAUGGAAGACACUCUGAACCACCUCAAGUUCCUCAAUGUGCUGAGCCCUAGAGGUGUGCAUAUUCCUAACUGUGACAAGAAGGGGUUUUAUAAGAAAAAGCAGUGCCGCCCUUCUAAAGGCAGAAAGCGAGGCUUCUGCUGGUGUGUAGACAAGUAUGGGCAGCCACUCCCUGGCUAUGACACCAAGGGGAAAGUUGACAUCCAUUGCUACAACAUGGAGAACAAGUAG